GUGGGCUCGUGGGUGUGUAGACACGCUUGAUGAUCUUGUUCUGCAACAACAACCUCCGGCGCUGCACUGCGUAACAUCUUUACCAACCAACAACAUGGGAAUCUCCAAGAAUUCCAUACUGGAUCUGGUCGCUACCUGAUCGGCGCUCCUCACCCCCUACUCACCAUGCUCGCAUUGCUGUCGAUCCUUGGUCUGCAGUUUCAUCAUGAAUACCCGUCCCAUCAUCGAUGAGUCGGCUGGGCCGAUUGCGCUCUCAGCCUCGUUCAACAGCGAUGCCAGCUGUUUCGCCAUCGGCCUCGACACGGGCUUCUGUGUGUUGAUGUUCUCUCCAGUGUUCAAUUCGGAUCCCUGCGAACUUAAGGCUUCCAGAGACUUAAAUGCCGGAAUUGGUACAGCUGAAAUGCUCGGGCGAUAUAACUAUCUGGCCUUGGUUGGAGGCGGGAAGAAUCCUCGAUGGCCUCAGACAAAAGUUAUGAUAUGGGACGACGCUAAACAGAAAGUCGCCAUUACACUCGAGCAAAAGACCGCUGUGCUACGCGUCUGCCUGACCAAGUCGUGGAUCGCCAUUGCCAUCCAGAACAGCAUCAACCUGUACAAGUUCUCCUCGCCUCCCGAAAGAACUGCCAUUUUUGAAACGGCAGAUAACCCGCUAGGUUUGUGCUGUCUAGGCUCUAGGAUCGUUGCUUUUCCGGGACGGUCGCCAGGGAAAGUCCAGCUUGUGGAGCUGGGGUCGGGCAAUGUGAGCAUCAUCCCAGCGCACACGUCUGCCCUGCGAGCAAUGGACCUCAGCAGAGACGGUCAACUGUUGGCUACUGCAAGUGAGACAGGCACACUGAUUCGUGUCUUCUCGACCGCAAACUGUACCAAGAUCGCGGAACUGCGUCGUGGGGUGGAUCCAGCCUAUAUCUUCAGUAUCGCCAUCUCCCCUGAUUGCAGUAUGCUCGCCGUUACCUCGGACAAGUCGACCUUACACGUCUUUGAUCUGCCGCCAAACUCCUCUUCACAGUCACAACCGACCAGCCCACUCAGCCCUUCUUCCCAACAACGUCGCUCCCAAUCACCACACAUCCCCACCAUGACUGAAGAAGAGCCAUCGACAAAUCAAAAAUGGGGCUUCCUCUCGAAGAUCCCGCUGCUGCCCCGAGUCUUCUCAGACAUCUACUCGUUCGCCUCUGCUCAUUUUGAGAUGGGCGAUGAAACCGUCGGUUUCAAUCAUUCGACACUAUCGUACUUGCCCGCGCUUGGGUCCCUGCCGAACCGGCCACAGAAAGGAAUUCUGGGUUGGAUAGAUCACUCCACGAUUAUUUGUAUUGGAACAGGAAGAGAUGCACGGUGGGAGAGAUUUCGAGUUGGUGAGAGACCUGGAGUGACGGAUGAAGGCCAAAGAAGUGUAUGGAGGGAUGGCUGGAGGAAGUAUUUGGGUAGCUGAGGGUUGGCUACACGCUUGGCCCACAGCAAGACAAUUGAAGACAACGCAGUCAAAUGUCUGCUCUCCGUGCAAAUAGCAGUGUCAGACUACGAAUGCCGCCAUAAUUUCGACGGAAAUCGGACGAAAUGAGACAUACAAGGCAUUCCGCGGAGGAGAUUGCUCCAGCCGCUCAAACCAGGCAAAGGACAGCCAUUCGACUUCGAACAGGGAAGAAUAUGAUGAACCACGAAUCUUAUACUGCGAGAAACGGCUGAAGACCUAUUCAUCAGGCAUUUUCGGCAGACCGGCGUUGGCUUUUGGAUUGCAUUCGGAACAGAUGGUCGCUCCAGUAGGGCGAAUGGGUUUUAUACACGGACUUUUUGGCUGUCAUGUCUUCCUGUCACCUCUUUCCUUUUCUUUUCUCACACGAUGGAUCAAAGGCGAUUUUAUAUGAGAACGUUACCAAACCAGUGCGCGCGGCACGUAUUUCAUGUCAUGUUUUUUUUGGGGCUGGAUUGCAAGAAGGACAAAAAUACCCCCAUGGCAAAGAAAAGAACGAACGACCUCUGAUACAUAGAAAUGAAUGAUCACUGUCCUUGAUGAA
Messenger RNA from Cladophialophora immunda, 2012 nucleotides. RefSeq lists its product as uncharacterized. Gene Ontology annotation, molecular function: phosphatidylinositol-3-phosphate binding; protein binding; phosphatidylinositol-3,5-bisphosphate binding. The transcript is spliced from 4 exons. Gene Ontology annotation, biological process: protein localization to phagophore assembly site; autophagy of mitochondrion; protein lipidation. Gene Ontology annotation, cellular component: extrinsic component of membrane; phagophore assembly site membrane; cytosol. The record is from RefSeq and is a predicted model, not a curated record. Bases 206 to 1429 code for a protein of 407 amino acids. NCBI's taxonomy places the organism in Eukaryota, Fungi, Ascomycota, Eurotiomycetes, Chaetothyriales, Herpotrichiellaceae.